CUCAUUUAUUAUUACUUUAACUUCCAUUAAUUGUCCUUCACUCCUGUCUCGUAAAUCUAUCUUCUUCGUCUUCUUCUUCUUGUCUGCAUCCUUUGACCUAUCCCAAAACAUGUUUUUGCUCACUAUACUCUUCCUAGCACUCUUGUUCCUCGGCGGCCUCCUGGCUACGGUGUUUCACGCAUCUCUUGUUCAAUAUUUCUUCUCCAAAAAACCCAUUAAAGCCAGUCCAUCUUCUUCUCCUCCUUCGCCUGAAACUCCGAAGAAGAAGAAGAAGAAGACGAGUAAUAAUGGUGAUCAGAGGUCCAAGAAGAAGGAGGAACUCCGGCGGGUAUUCGCGACUUUCGACAAGAACGGAGACGGGUUCAUAACGAGGCAGGAGCUGAAAGAGUCGCUGAGGAACAUCAGGAUCGUGAUGUCAGACAAAGAAAUCAACGAGAUAGUGGUGAAGUUUGAUUCUAAUGGAGAUGGGCUGAUUGAUUUCGACGAGUUCUGUUUGCUGACUGAUGAGUGUAUGGGCCGAGAAUAUCAGAGAGGAAGCGAAGAAGAUGAGGAUGAGGAUGAAGGAGAAUUAAGAGAAGAAGAGGAAGAGAAUCUGAAGGAGGCUUUUGGGGUUUUCGAUAAAGAUAAAGAUGGGCGUAUAUCAGUGGAAGAGCUGGCUCUGGUUCUGACUUCACUAGGGUUGAGGGAAGGGAAGAAGAUGGAAGAUUGCAAAGAGAUGAUUCGUAAGGUCGACAUGGAUGGAGAUGGUAUGGUUGAUUUUCACGAGUUCAAGACAAUGAUGAAAUCACGAAAGCUUGUCUUGGCUUCUUAAUUAAUUAAUUAAUUAAUUAAUUACAAUUCUCUCUCUAUCUCUUCUUCUUCUUCUGCAGAUCUGGUAUCGCUACAGAAAUUUGUGUAAAUUUCACAAUUAUAUAUGAUGUCGUCUGUAGUACAUAAGGUUUUGAACUCCUGACUUCAGGUUAUAUCUUGUCGUCCUUCAACUCAUCUCUUCGCCUGCUUGUAAUUGGCUGUGUUCUUAUGUUUCUUUUUUCGUUUCUUUUCUUUUCUUUUGCUUUUGUUGUUUGGUUGGGUUAGAUAAAGUCUUGUAUGAAGCAUUUAUAUAUGUUUUUAUUAAGAAAUUAAAUUCAGGUUGAUAAUCAA
This is a messenger RNA of Prosopis cineraria, 1140 nucleotides long. Its product is annotated as calmodulin-like protein 7. Gene Ontology annotation, molecular function: calcium ion binding. The transcript has a single exon. Lineage: Eukaryota; Viridiplantae; Streptophyta; Magnoliopsida; Fabales; Fabaceae. The record is from RefSeq and is a predicted model, not a curated record. The coding region runs from base 110 to 811 and encodes 233 amino acids.